CAUUCGAUUAUGCGAGCCUUUGGGGGUGGUUGGCUGGCUGGCUGGCUGGCUGGGUGGCUGGCUGGUUGACUGUGGAAGGCUGCCAGGGUGCCGACUGCACGCCAGUCCGUGCUCAGACGUGAUUCCUAACGCAACUUACCUUUUUUCGUUCCUCAACUCUUUUACCUCUUGGAUCUAAAUUCUUGGAGGUCCAUUCAGCCGGAUUGACAGAGCCAGCAGAGUUCGCUAUGGUACAGUAACGAUCCGUAUCCAUAGGAUCGACGAGAUUAGUCACUGUGGCUUCGUACAGGAGAAGACAUCUCCUUGUGGAGGAGGUGCCAGGACUAUAUAUUCGGCGACUAACACUAGAGGAUCCUAAGAGCGCGAGAGAACGACCCAACUCAAGGUCGGAUUCUCCGACUCGGCGUAUCUGUCAUCCACGGAGCAGCAUCCCUCCAGGAGGACGAAGGACCUCGAGGUACAUGAGGUCCUGGCUCGACAGGAUUGCCAACGAGAGGUCAGCUUUUUUGACGAUUACGUCAUUGGAGCUUCCAGAUUGUCCGAUUCCUUUGAUCGAGUCCCAGGCGAGUGCACGUGGACGAACCAGAGACUCCGGAGGCAACGGUCACGAGGAUAAGGAUGAGAUACUGGAUGAACUCUUGGAAAAGGUCGCUGAAAUUCGACGCGAGACGCAACGGGACAGGAGCAUCCUGAAUUCACGGGAAUCUCGGAGGAACCAUCCUGCGAAACGGCCUGUAGGAUCCGCCGAGUGCAGCAGGACUUUGGCUGACCUCGAGGAAUGCACGCGGAGCAUGAACGAAGGUACCGACUAUCGAAAGUCCUCGGCCCUGGAGGAAGUGCAGAAGGAUUGUAUAUGUUCAGAAAUUUCUGAGAAGCUGCGAAUAAACAUUCGCAAGAAAACGGAGGUCAGGAGGUCAUCCCGCAGCCCAAGUCCGGAAGUGACUCACAUAAUUCGCAUCGCGAUGAAAUACCACGGGCAGUCCGAAUGCAGAACCGAUCAGAAGAAAGAAUCGUCGACGGGUCCAGCUGGACCGGAAGUGGACGCAUAUGGCUCCGGGGAGGAUCUAGAAGAAAAAAAGGAAGAGGAUCCCGAGACUGAAGACAGGUCGGGUGGAACUAGCGGAUCUAAGGAUUAUCAAGAGAAAUGGCAAUUGAGAAAGGAUGAGAACUGUUGCUCCGGUGUGAACGUGGCUUUAGACUUUACGCUGAAUUGUUCCAGCGUGCAGUUGACGUCGCGCGAUGUGAGCGUCAAGGCAGGAAUAAAGAACAAGUAGAGAGGAAAAUAUUAGCGUGGAUAUUCGAUACGAGGCCGCGCGCCAUCGUCAGAGAAAUAGCGUCUGGACCGGAGAGUAAAAGAAAGAAAGGAACGGGAAAUAAGAGAUCAAAGAAGGUGACUCGAGGGAAAUAAAUAAAUAUCUGUAUAAGAAUAUUUUCGAAAAGUCAUCCGGUACCUAUAUUCGUCGUAUCCUUUUUUUUUCUCGCGACAGCAUUAAACGUUAUAGAGCCGUCACGUGUGGCGACGCCGGGCGUUCAAAAUAUGUACAGUCUCUAUAUCAUCGUAGAUAUGUAUAUACAGCUAGCAGUUUAAAUCAGAGGCAGC
Cephus cinctus (wheat stem sawfly) is the source of this 1600-nucleotide messenger RNA. RefSeq lists its product as uncharacterized. NCBI's taxonomy places the organism in Eukaryota, Metazoa, Arthropoda, Insecta, Hymenoptera, Cephidae. The record is from RefSeq and is a predicted model, not a curated record. The transcript is spliced from 4 exons. The coding region runs from base 462 to 1274 and encodes 270 amino acids.